This is a messenger RNA of Acanthopagrus latus (yellowfin seabream), 2834 nucleotides long. RefSeq lists its product as uncharacterized. Bases 777 to 1634 code for a protein of 285 amino acids. The transcript is spliced from 7 exons. NCBI's taxonomy places the organism in Eukaryota, Metazoa, Chordata, Actinopteri, Spariformes, Sparidae. The record is from RefSeq and is a predicted model, not a curated record.
AUCUGAAGCAGAAAACCUAAAUUUCAAUUAAAGUCAUCACCUAUUUGUUGAGAUAUUUAAUUAACUAACAAAUAUUUGUCAAGCAGCUGAUACAACACUUUUUUCCCGUAGGCAUAUUUGUCUUGGACUGGCACAUAAAUGCUUCCAAGUUACAGUAAAUCAACAACAUAAAACAGAAGAGCAGCUGCUGUGUCUGACAGAUCCUGCACCCGCCCCAUGAUAAGUCUGUACAGAUGCUUUAUACAUCUUCAGUAGCUGAAGGUAGUUGUGUCUACUGUUUGGAGUCUUCUGCUGUGUCUGGAUACAAUCCUGUAGACAAACACCAGAAUCACAGGUUAUGGCCCUUAAAUCACAUUCAUUUUAUAAUAACAGAUAUUUGGUCAUAAUUUUCCAUUUAAUAUGAUGUAUUCUAUCUGUGAAGUGUUUCAGGAUACUGUAACCUUUCAUACUGUGACUGGAGCAUCUGAGAAUUAAGAAAUGUUACAACUGAAAGUCUUUCAGUACACUGGACAUACAUUUGAGACAAACAUAACUGUCAUUAAUAAUUAUUAGUAUACAUUUAUUGUCAGCAUUCUUUAUCUGUGUGAUGUCAAGUAUUGGUGUUCUGAUAUUCAGUAUAUAACUGAAAAUAGUUGUGAGUGACAACACAGUCGCCUCUUUCUUGAUCGAUCUGCCACAUAAGACAACACAAAGAGAGGACCAUGAACCCGCCUGCUGUCAGUGGAACAUUUUCAGGCGAGCCUUGAACACCACACCAUCGUGAAGACGAAGAAACAAUGACUUCAGUCUUCAUCAUCUUCACUUUGGCAACAGCAGCUCUGGCAAAAGGAGUGAUUGAAUGUAAUUUCCUUGAACAUACUGGACCUGGACUGUGUUCUGGAGCAGUGGGACAGCUGCUGAUUUUUCAUCUGACGGUUGCAGUUAAUCCAGAUAUCGUGCUGAAAAAGGAUAACAAGCACAUGAUUUUAAAAGUAAAAAAUCACAGUGUGACUGGGAAUAAUGAGGAAUAUGAGUCAUUCACCAACGGAAUAUUAAAACUGGGGAAGGCAACGAAAAGACACUCUGGAGAUUACCUGUUGGAAGAAUAUGGAUCUAAUGGAAAUUUACUGAAAAAAAUCAAUGUGCAACUAGAAAUAACUGCCACAGUGUCAAAGCCGGCUGUGUCUCAGGUGUGUUUGUCUCCAGACCUGAUGAACAUCAGUUGCUCCUCAGAGGGAGAUGCAGUCGAGUUCACGUUGACGUUGGACGGUCACUUACUGCUGCGGACUGAAGGCUGCAGCCUGCGGCAGAGCAGCGGGACGAUAAACCAUCAGACUGAAGACAGAUCCAGCGUUUCAAGUGUCACCGUCAGCUUGUACGGUCAGCUGACAGGACACUUGAUGUGUCAUGUUGGGAACAAUGUGAGCAGAGAUGAAACCGUUGUUCACCUGACAAACUGUGGAGAAGUUUCUUCCGUCUGUGUUGUGACUGUAGCUGUGACAGCUGGUGUUGUCUCUCUCCUUCUGCUCGGGCUGCUGUGUCUUUGGAUUAAACGUCUUCGGAACCAGUCGAGACCCACGACUGUUGAUGAGGGCAACGGUGAAGCUGAAAUUAUCUACUCACAUGUGAGAGUGACACAGAAACCAAGAGCUUGACUGACCCAACACACAUCACAGAGCAGCAUCACUUUAUCUUAGACAUGACAAGACAGCGUGAGCGUGGCUGGACAUUAUCUAACCUGAGAGAGAGAAGAUGGGAUCGUGUUGCUGUGUCUUGAUUUUCCAGUGAAGGUUUUUCUUCUGUGAUAAAGGAACUUGUUAACAUCUAUGUUGCAGCGAGGCCGAUUUCACUGCAAAUUAAAUGAUGAUUUAAAAGCUGCUGUAUGUUAUUCAGCUUUUGCUUCUCAUAACUGUGUUUCAUGUGAUUUUACAUUCUCUCAUUUGUAUUUUAACUGUGUCACUGCAGAUGAGUAUUGUACAUUAUGUACAUUUAAUUAAUUCAGUGUUGGAUUUUUCAACUUGUAUUUUUUGAUUGUUAUUAAUUUUUUUAUGUUGAUCAUAUACAGUCUUUGUGUGAUUGGGAUAUAUGUGACCAUAUAUUAUACAGUAUAAAUUGUUUAAUGCUUAAAGCUUCCCGUUUUAAAAUUUUGGAUUUUUUAAAAAAAAAGUCGCUCUUUAAACCAUUUAUGUACUCUUCUUAAAAUCAGUGUCAUAACUUCCAGUGACAGUCAUCACUCAUAUUUUUCAUGUCAAAAUUUUGAUAAAGAACUGAAACAGACAUACUGUUUAUACAGAAUGUAUUAUUUCAACUUUGAAUUGUAAUUACUAACUGAUGUGGUUAUGAAUUGACAGUAAAUAGUGAAGUGUAGUGAAGUGAACUGGUUGUACACCAAGUAACAGCAGAGAGCUUGAAGUACGUGAUGUAGACAGUGUAAGGAUCAUUAUUCAACAAGGUGGAGCCACAUUUAACAAUGAUCAUGAAAAAAUGCUCAUUAUUUGUUCAGUGUGUGGUUCCUGUCUCCAUUCUAGUGUGGCUGUUUAACACCAGCUGUGACAUUAUGUAGCUCCCCUCACCCCCCUGACGGCCUCCCAGGAGCUCUGUCUUAGAGCAGUCAAGCUCAAAUCUGUAAACUUUAUUCUAGUUUGUCACUGCUUUUUAUUGAAGAAAUGUUAAAGCAUUGAACUGCUCUGUGACUUUUAAACCUUUUUUAUUUUAGCCUGCUUCCCAAUUUCUUAACUUGUUUUCAUGGUUUGUUUCUUGGUGUCUUUUUAAAUGUAUUCUGAUGUUAUCUGUAUGCUCCUGUAAAGCACUUUGAGUUGACUUGUGUCUGAACUGUGCUGUACAAUUAAACUUGC